AUGCCUCCUCAACAAAGCAACAACAUGACUAAACAACAGAAGAUCAAUUCUGGCAUUGAAAAGCUUAAGGCAGCACGUGCUGAAGCUGCUGAGAAGAAGGCCCGCGAUGCUGCAAACCGUCCUACAAAGGCUAGCUCAUCCACCGCCGCAACUUCUGUAAAUCAAGCUCCUAAACCGAGCACUUCCAAUUCCAUCUCAUCUCUUCCCCGUAUGAAGAAGCGUCCAGGAAAAUCAAUGAACGAGGUUGCUGAGAAGAAAGCCGCCGAGGAAGCUGCUGCCGCCGCCAAAAUCAAGCGCAAGAUGGCAGAGAAGGAAGACGGAGAGAUCGAUAGCGACGAAGAGGAUAUAGUUUACAAAGGUCGCAUGAACAACGGUAAUCAAAAUCGGAAGUUUGCCCCAGUCAAUAACAAACACAACAAGACCAUUGCUUCAGUCCCAGCUUCUGGUCAUGCGCCAUCAAACAACAAAGACCAAAAGACCUUUGGCCGCAAUGAAAUCAAGAAUGAGGCUAAGAACACCACAAAGUUCAAGCCCGAUAUCCCAAAGCUCUCUCCCAGAGUUCAAAAGUCCCAGGACCUCAAGAGACCUGAAGAGAAGGAGCAAUCUUCAUUCAAGCGCAAAUAUUUCGACACGGACUCUACUGAGUCUGAAGAAAAAUUCGCUAAGCCUGCCAAGAAGCCGAAGACCACAAAGGCAGGCAUGAACUUUGAAAUUGUUUCCACCAAGCGCAAGCAUACUGAGGAGGUAGAAACAAGUGGUCCUGUAAAGAAACAGAAGAUCACUGAAGAAGUUAAAACCCCUGUUGCUGCUCCUGCAAAGCGCGCCCCUAUCAAGGAGACAAAGCUUCGAAACAAUCCCACCAAGAAUCUGUUCGGUUUUGGUGGUUCCAGAUCUACCAAGAAGCCAACAACACCAAAGAAGGGUUUCAUGCAACCUAAAUCUGUUUCUAAGGCAGCAAACGAAAAUGGUGAGAAAUCUACAGAAAACGUCUUGAAAUCUGUUUCUGCGCAAGUUAAACCAAAAGUUGUCGCAUCGAAUAGCGAGUCAGCCGCUCCAUCGACUGAAGAGCCAUUAAAACUCCGAUAUCUUCCCAACGUUUCCAUGGAGGAGCUUUUUGGUGAAGCACCAAAUGUAGCAGAUAAACCAGCCUCUGAUAACGUCUCCAUGGAGGAGCUUUUUGGUGAAGCACCAAGCAUUGCAGCUCAACCAAUCAAGACCCCACGAUCAGCAUUUGAUAGCAUCCCACCACGAUCAGCCUUUGAUAAAGCCCCUGUCAAGACUAAAUCUAGUCGUCGUGGUCCAACUCCUGCUUCCAAAGUCGAAGUUACGAAAUCAUCUGCUUCGUCAGGAUCCAUGUCUACCAUGGCAUCAAACAAAGCGGCACAGCCUAGUCGCCGUAAAGUUUCUCCUGCUCCUAAUGCCGAAGUCGCAAAGCCAUCUGCUUCGAUUCAGAAAGCAUUACCGGCCUCCACCAGCACUUCUGAUAAGGUUCAAUCUAGUCGCCGUGGCGUUACUCCUGCUUCCAAGGAUGAAGUUACGAGAAAAAUUACUUCUUCAAUCCCAAUGCCCACGUCUUCAUCAAGUGGAGUGGUACAACCUAAUCGUCGUCGCGCCGUUUCAGCUCCUCAUUUUGAACUCAAGAAGCCAUCUGUUUCGUCAAAACCAUUGAGCACCGAGAUACCAACAAAAGAGGCUAGUAGAUCUACGUCGUCCAGUAUUACAAAAUCAACUUCCUCUCCAAGAAAGGUGAUCAAGAAGGGAAACGGAACUGACGUAGUGGUGCCCACUCUUGUAUCUCCAGUUGUUGACAAAGUCGAAAACACAAAAGACAUCAUGACAGACAAAUCUGAGCCAAAGAAAGUGGAGAUCCCAGAACAGCCAAAGAAAGUGGCUGAAAUUAAUCGUUCUCUUCCAGCAAGCUUGAACAUUAAGACUAAGGUGGUACCAGAGACAAAAAUCAACAAAGAUGUUAUUAGUCUCGAUCCCAAGGCUGGAACUUCAAGCCAAGCCCAACGACCAAUGCCACAAUUUCUCGGGUUUCCUGGACUCCCAGCUGCAAAUUCGGAUAGAGGAUCUGUUUUGAAUGACUUUUUUAAAUUUGAAAAUGCCAAAGAAACUUUCAAGACUAUUACUCCGAACACUGAACUCUCUGACACAGCGGAGGCUAGAGACGCCAUGGAACUUGAGCUUGAGCGCGAAAUACAAAUCGAACUUCAAAAUUCCUUCCAUGCUGAGCAAUUGCGAUCAGCUCUCGAAGAUUUGAUUGUUCUUCAAGCUGAAAAUGGUGAAUCAUCCGAUCAAGAUUCAUCAGACGAAGAUAGCGAUGAAUAUUCUUCCGGGGAUGAAUCUGAUGAAGAGCAAUGUGAAGUUCCUCAGAAGAUCUCUAAGCCAACUGUCUUGUACAAGGGAUAUAAUGGUGUCUUACAAGAGGAGCCCUUCUAUGCCAGGGAUCGGGGUUAUGAGACUAAUAUGUCAGACGCUGAUGAAGACGAGGGUGAAUAUUACCCACCACACCACCUUAAUGUCGCCUAUCAGCUUGCUCACCCGUAUAUCGAGAACUCUGUCUUCAAUAUACCGAUCACCCGCAAACCUGUCUCUCGUGAGCCAGCCGUUCCCGAAUCUGUCCUUGAUGAAUUGGAGGCCGAAAUGGAACGUUGUCUUGAAGCUCAAAUGGCUGAGGAUGCAGCUGCUGAAGAGAAAUUUUCACCACCGGUCAUUCCUCGCUCUGCCUUCGAUAAUUUUGAAGCAGAAGAUGAUUUUUCCUCUGAUGAGAGGCAUCAGCAGGAUCACUCGGAGGAAAUCUCAUCAGCCCCUGUUGUGAGCUCAAUGGUUUCUCUAAAGAGUUCCACCGACUUUGAGGGAGAUUUCAAUGAUGCAAUCUUUGAGUUUAAGGAUGCUUCAGGUCAGGAGUCUAGAUUAAUAGACGAGGAUCCAUUUUCCCUGCUAGACGCUUCUUUCACUUUCUCAAACGCCAUGGAAAUGCCAGUAGAGCAAUCUUCGACCUCUGAAGAUGAUGAUUCAGAUUCUACCAAAGAAUCCAGCGAUAUACUAGAAGAGGAAACCCCUCGGUCCGAAUCACCCGAGGUAAGCACUGGCCCAUAUGUUAGCCUAGAUGGCUGCGUCGGUUUGCCUCCACUUGAAGAUUUUCCUGACGAUUCUGAAGGCUCCGAUGACUGUGAUGAAUCUAGCCACUCCGACGUUGAGGAUUCAGAGAUGUCAGAAGGCGAUGAAUGCGACAUCAUUACCAUAGAUGACACCACACCAGAAGAGUCCGACGAAGAUGGUGAUCUCGAAAACUUAGACGAAGAUGAAGACGCAGAACUUUACCAAAAGCACAGAGUCCCGGCAGACCUCGCGAAUGUCGAGAUCACAAUGAAACCAACAGAAUUGCAAUCUCUGAAGGCGAAGACAUCAUGGGAAUUGUUCGACCUUCAAAAAUGGGAGCAGGAAAAUGAAGUCGAAGUUUAUGCAACAUUCGACCGCGAGCUUCUCCUUCGCAACUUGAAUGUCUCAAAGAAACGCAUUGCCAAGUAUAUGAAGGUGGUGAAAAAAUACGAGAAUCGCACUGUCCCAAAAGCUGAGGCUGUGAUGGAGGACGACAGCAGUGAUGAUUCGGGUGACGAUGAAUGUUCUCAUCCCAUCAAUCUCAAUUUACCACAAGUUGUUGAGAUCAUCAACGUCCCAGACAGUCCCCCUGUCGUCGAUCUUGAUACCGAGGUUAAAAGUAAUGCCCAUCCAUUCGGACCCAUCGAUUGGUAG
Molecule: messenger RNA, 3759 nt
Organism: Botrytis deweyae
Lineage: Eukaryota; Fungi; Ascomycota; Leotiomycetes; Helotiales; Sclerotiniaceae
Exons: 5
Coding region: 1-3759 (1252 amino acids)
Source: RefSeq, a predicted model, not a curated record